UAUAAAAUGAACAUUGGACAACAAGUUGGUAUUGAAAAGCUCUUCUCCAAAAUAAACAAAUCUCUCCAAAAGAACCCAAAGGAUACGAUCUCAGACACAGAUUUAAACAAACUGCGUGCUUACGUGAUAAAAUCUCAGCGUCCCCUCCAAGCAGUAAAGCUACUUGAAAAAGAGCGUGAAGAAAGAGAAGCUGAUUACAAAUUCAUUAAACAAAAGGAAGAAAUUAUCGAACAAGCUCAAGCUCUAGAGCAAGAGAAAGCUAAGUUCAAGCGUGAUCAGAUGGAAAUGAUCAAGCAGGUCAAAGACUCUAUGGGCACCAUCAUCCAAAAUGCCAACAAGAGAAAACUUGAAGAAGCUAAAAGAGAAAAGGAGAAACAGAAGGAAGUCGAAAAUACAGCCAAAAUUAAGGAGCUUCAGAAGGAACUUGACAAGAAGAGAAUGGAAUACGAUGCCAAGAAGAAGCAACUUGAGAAGUAUAAGAAGUACACCGAGUUCCUUGAAGAAGUCGUCAGUUCUGAUAAUGAUAACAGAGAAUUCCAGGAUAUCGAAAGCCUAAAGGAUAGGUUCAAGAUUCUGAGAAAAGAGCAUGAAAAUUUGACUAAUAAGCAAAAUGAUAUCAACAAGAAGAUCUGGGAGGUCAAACAAGAAGGAAAGAAGAAAAUGGACUCCCUUCAGAAUGAACUCUAUGUUAUGCAAAGAAAGAUGCAUUCAAACCAAAAUGCUAAGCUUGAACCGAAGCUAUUAUCAACUUUUGACACUGGAAAGAUUAACAAAGAGUCGACCAAUAGCAUGGUUAUUACUGCUGUCAACAACAUGUAUGAGAUGUGUGUGAACCAAAUGCACAAGAACAAAAAGAAAGCUUUGAACGUCAAUAGUAGGCUGAGCAAUGCUGAAAUAGACACUAAACUUAUGAAAGUAUUAACUGAAAAUGUCUCCAAAGACAAGUCGAGUGAGAAUGGCAAUUUACUGCAAGCUUUCAUGAAGAAACUUGAGACAAUCAGAGAGACUAUCGAGGAUCUCAAAGAGGUAGCUAAACUUGUACCUGAUUACUCCAAAGAAAGUGUUAUUACCGCUGAAGCAAAUGGAACUGUUAAGAACGGAGGUAUCAAUUUCAGAUAAAUUUCAAUCAAA
This is a messenger RNA of Moneuplotes crassus, 1131 nucleotides long. The record is from the annotation of a GenBank genome assembly. NCBI's taxonomy places the organism in Eukaryota, Ciliophora, Spirotrichea, Euplotida, Euplotidae.